AUAUUAUUCUCAAAUAAUUUUUAUAAUUUUUGUAAAUAGGCGAAAUAAAAAAAUAAAUAUAAUUAUUUAUUUGAAAAUAAAUUUAUAAAUAAUUUCAUUGAUUUACUAUUAAAAAUGGAAAAUUAAGAUAUUUUCAGCUGCUUAAAAAUGGUAUAAAACUCCUUAAAUUAUAGUUUAAUUGAGAAUUUAUAAAAAUUGCAAGACAAUAAAAUAGAAUAAAAUUUUGAGAGUUAAUUGUGCUUCAUUGAAACUUUCAAAGAAUAAAUUAUUAAUGAAAUAUGUUAAGUUACAAAUCUUUUAAUAUGUAAGCUUCAAAGCCCUAAAAAAUCAAAUAAAAAUGAGCAACUUAAAAGCAUAAAAUAGGAUUAGUAAAAUUAAGAAUAAGUAUAGACUAAAUAAUGUGUUCACACCUUAAGUAAGCCAUAAGAAUAACCUGAAUAAUAAUAAGUGAUUUUACUCUCAUGUGAAGAGGAAGAUUAAAGUGAAUAUGAUAUAAAAACACAUCAAAAAAAAAGGAAAGAUAUUAUUUUAAAAAGAGAAAAUAUUUAAAAGACAAUCUAUCAACAAUUUUUAAAUUCUUAUGAUCCCAUCAAAAGAAACAAAAGUUAAAUAAUUUAUUAUAUAUCUGAAUAGACUGGAUGGUCAGUAUCUACAAUAUAAAAUAUCAUCAGAAAAUUUGAAUUUAAAAAAGUUAAUCCAAUAAUCUACAAAAAUCAGACCAAAAUUUUAGAAUUUAUGCAAAAAUCAUAAGAACAAGGAUAACUGGGAAAGAGAAAGUCUUUAUAAAAUAAUGAUUAAGAUUGUGAUUUAAACUAUUUGGACUCAACAGGCGAAAAAACUUCUAAAUUAUUAAAUUCAGGAUAUUCUAUCACUCUGUAAACCAAAAAAAUAAUAAAAUAAGAAUACAUUGAAAAAAGUAGGCUUAUCGACACUUAACAAUGA
Messenger RNA from Tetrahymena thermophila SB210, 942 nucleotides. RefSeq lists its product as hypothetical. The transcript is spliced from 3 exons. The record is from RefSeq and is a predicted model, not a curated record. Lineage: Eukaryota; Ciliophora; Oligohymenophorea; Hymenostomatida; Tetrahymenidae.